Messenger RNA from Diuraphis noxia (Russian wheat aphid), 1839 nucleotides. RefSeq lists its product as uncharacterized. Lineage: Eukaryota; Metazoa; Arthropoda; Insecta; Hemiptera; Aphididae. The record is from RefSeq and is a predicted model, not a curated record.
UUUUCCGUCGGCCGUCGUUGCCGUGGUUUGUGCGUUGGUUGUCGCGCGUCCGUGGCCCGUGCGAUUAUUAAUUGUGGACGGCGGCGAGUCGCGACCGUUUUGUGAUUUGUAAUCCGCGCGCGCGCGCAGUAGGGGCCCAUGUGACAUUUUGAAUUUUUUUCCGUUUUUAUUUUCGUCCGCGGAUUUUUGCGGAAGUCUACGCCGGCCGUUCGAGACCCGGAGAUCUAUAUUUACUUCGCAUUCCAGCGGGACACGGCCACCGGACACGUCUUUUCGCUGGACCGUUUGGCUUUGGCCUAGUUUCAAAAAAAAAAAAAAUAACAACCCAUCAUAUAGGUAGGUGGUGGUAGCUACAAUACCGGCGCGAGGUGUAAUAAUAAAUCGUAAAAGGUCGACGACUUAGGUGCGCGCGCGUGUGUUUGUGUGUGUGCGUUUAUAUGCACUGCUGCGAACGUCUCGCGUUUGUUUAUUGCCCGUGAAACGACGAAGACGACGGUGGUUCCCGUCCCGGAAGAAGCACGACGCCACUCGCCGGAAAUGGAAAGAAAUCAUUAUCUGUCCGGUUCGUUUGAUGGUCUGUCCGACGGCGACCGCGACCAGCACCAAGUCCACCACCAGUACUUCAAGAGCUCGUUCGCCAAGUCCAUGGCGCUGGAAACGACCAAGUCGCUGAACUUUGCCGAUCUGGACUUGACCGGAAACGACCGGUACAACACCGUCGGAUCGCAGCGGAAGGUAAAUAGAAGACUUUCUCAAAGGUUUGAACCAAAUGAAAACAGCGAAUCAUUCGAAUUUAUUAAAAAAGAAUACAAACAUUUGCAAAAUCUCUACGACGACUUGCGUUCCAAACACGAGAAACUGAUGCACAAAGAUGCCAAUGACCAGGCGCCUUGCAUCGAGUUGACAUUGGCAAAAUCCCAAGUAGACACUCUUCAGUGGCAACUGAAGCAGGUUGAGGCUAGUAAUCAAAUGUAUAAAGCAGUGUUGGAGCAAGUGUCUAAAUUCUUGGAAAAAGCGCAUACAUCUUUAAACACCAACCACGACAAACCUAAUCUGCCCAUCAAGAAUAGAAGACCAUCACUGAAGAGUAACAAAGGAGAAUUUACAGAAAAGCUCUCACUAGAAGCUUAUAGAUUGUAUCGCACCGUUCAGUCUAUAAUUCAUACCAAAGAACCAGAUCUAGUCCAACACUUAACACCAUGCUAUAGUACAUUGUUUGAAAAGAUUAGCAACUCUUCUCUUUGUAGUUGCGAUUCUUUACCGGCUGUUUGUAACGGUGUAAAAUGCUUGGAAGUUUCUAGUAGCAGUUCAAACCAUAGUGAAACAUCUAUUAAGGGAUCAGACUUUUUCAAAAAAGAAACUAAGCAAAAAAAUAAUGUCAUGGAAGAUGAGAGUGGUUUCUCAUCAAUCAGUUCACAUGAUAACAGUAAUUCUCCGACUUACCCCGAAUUGGGAUUGCCACCAACCGGACAUUUUCCAAUCGAUAAAGUUUCAAGAAGAUGGAGUUCCGUGUCAGCCACACCUAUCAAUCAAUCAUUUAAUUACCAUACGACUGGAAGUUCAAAUACUUCGUCACCUAUUAAAGUUUGUUGGGUAUAAAAUUAAGAUUAAGUGUACAAUAUAACAUAUUGUACAUAUGAAAGACUUAUGUAUUCAGUAAUUUAUUUUUAUUUAUUGUUUUCAUUAAUUUGUUUAGAAGUAUCAGCUAUAAUUGGCGUGCUUAAAUUUUUAUAUAUCAUGUUUUUCAUAAUCUUAGUAGUUAAAUUCUAAUGACUGUCACAUUUUUUAAAUUUAAAUAUUUUAUUUUACUGUUCUUAUUUACAUAUUAUUAUUUUUAUC